This is a messenger RNA of Aquila chrysaetos chrysaetos, 2326 nucleotides long. RefSeq names its product pancreatic alpha-amylase. The transcript has 12 exons. Gene Ontology annotation, molecular function: alpha-amylase activity; cation binding. Gene Ontology annotation, biological process: carbohydrate metabolic process. The coding region runs from base 447 to 2201 and encodes 584 amino acids. The record is from RefSeq and is a predicted model, not a curated record. NCBI's taxonomy places the organism in Eukaryota, Metazoa, Chordata, Aves, Accipitriformes, Accipitridae.
CCAAACUGCACGUGUUGAGUUCUGCUGCUCGCUUCCGCUGUGUUUCUUGCCCGUCCGUGCUGAAGAGGCCCGGCAGGAUUUGCGGCCGGUAGAGCUGCUGCUGACGAGGUUGUGUAAGGGGCAGCGCUGUGUCUCUAAAAAGGUGGCGAAGCGGAGUUGCGUGGUCUGUACGAAACGGGCAGCUGCUGAGGGAAGUUCUGUGGGGAGUGACUAGAAGUUCACGGGGAAACUACUUUCCUGUAACAGCGUUUAACAUCUCGGAGCUUCAGCAGGCCUGCGUCAGACCUCUCGUGAAUUUAAAUACUGUUACUAGUAUUUUGGAGAUAGCAGCUGAGUUUCGUACCACAGCCUUUAACCCAGCAGAAGACAGACUGACCUGAGUUCUCACGUUGUCCAAGGAGCAUAAAUAGGCAGUAAGAAGAGUGCAACUGACCACAGAGCACAGGAUGGGUAUCUGUUUUCUUCUGUUAAUUGUAGGGGUUUGCUGGGCACAGUACGACCCCAAUACUGAGGCUGGGAGGACGUCUAUUGUACAUCUCUUUGAAUGGCGCUGGGUGGAUAUUGCUCUUGAGUGUGAACGCUAUUUAGCUCCUAAUGGAUUUGGAGGAGUUCAGGUGUAUAAACUGCUAGUGGAGAGACCACAGCCUCAUACUGAAGGCAUCAUGCAAGUCCUUCUCCUGCUCGCAGCUGUAGGGUUUUGCUGGGCACAGUACGACCCCAAUACUGAGGCUGGGAGGACGUCUAUUGUACAUCUCUUUGAAUGGCGCUGGGUGGAUAUUGCUCUUGAGUGCGAACGCUAUUUAGCGCCUAAUGGAUUUGGAGGCGUUCAGGUUUCACCUCCAAAUGAAAAUAUUGUCAUUACUAACCCGAACAGACCCUGGUGGGAGAGGUACCAGCCCGUCAGCUACAAGCUCUGUACUCGAUCAGGAAAUGAAAAUGAAUUCAGAGACAUGGUGACCAGAUGCAACAAUGUUGGAGUUCAUAUUUAUGUGGAUGCUGUUGUCAACCACAUGUGUGGGGCUGCGGGUGGCUCAGGCACGCAUUCUACUUGUGGAAGCUAUUUUGAUGCUGGGAACAGAGAUUUUCCAGCUGUGCCAUACUCUGGCUGGGAUUUCAAUGACGGCAAAUGUCAAACUGGAAGUGGAGACAUUGAAAAUUAUGGCGAUAUGUAUCAGGUCCGGGACUGUCGCUUGGUUAGCCUUCUUGAUCUGGCCCUAGAGAAGGACUACGUACGCUCAAAAGUUGCCGAGUACAUGAACUACCUCAUUGAUAUCGGCGUAGCAGGCUUCCGAAUUGAUGCUGCCAAGCAUAUGUGGCCUGGGGAUGUGAAGGCAAUUUUAGACAAGCUGAAAGAUCUAAAUACAAAAUGGUUUUCUGCAGGAGCAAAACCUUUCAUUUACCAGGAGGUAAUUGACUUGGGUGGAGAGCCGAUCAAAGGCAGUGACUACUUUGGAAACGGCCGAGUGACAGAGUUCAAAUACGGUGCAAAACUGGGGACAGUGAUCCGCAAGUGGAAUGGAGAGAAGAUGGCCUACUUAAAGAACUGGGGAGAAGGCUGGGGCUUCGUGCCUUCCGACAGAGCCCUGGUCUUUGUGGAUAAUCACGACAACCAGCGGGGGCAUGGGGCUGGUGGAGCUUCCAUUCUAACCUUCUGGGACUCCAGGCUUUAUAAAAUGGCCGUUGGUUUCAUGCUUGCUCACCCAUAUGGGUUCACACGUGUGAUGUCAAGUUUUCGCUGGCCAAGAUCUUUUGUGAAUGGACGGGACGUCAAUGACUGGGUUGGACCACCGAGUAACUCGGAUGGAUCAACAAAGCCUGUUGCAAUCAAUGCAGACACUACCUGUGGCAACGACUGGGUUUGUGAACAUCGCUGGCGUCAAAUAAAGAACAUGGUUAUCUUCCGUAACGUGGUGGACGGUCAGCCUUUCUCCAACUGGUGGGACAACGGCAGCAAUCAAGUAGCUUUUGGCCGUGGUAGUAAAGGCUUCAUCGUUUUUAAUAAUGACGACUGGAAUAUGAAUGUCAAUGUGCAAACUGGACUGCCUGCUGGUACCUACUGUGAUGUUAUUUCUGGACAAAAGGAGGACGACAGAUGCACUGGAAAAGAGGUGCAUGUUUCUGGUGAUGGAAUGGCUAAUUUCCAGAUUAGUAACCAUGCUGAAGAUCCAUUCGUUGCAAUUCAUGUUAAUGCCAAGUUGUAACACAGGAGAAAUGUCCUUCUCCGUUUGGUCUGUGCAUUACUGUUUCCCCUAUAUGUGAUUCCCUGGUAUUCGGGCGUGAGUGACUCUGUAUCAUCUAGUGAAUAAUAAAUGGCAAUCAAAUUGAA